Messenger RNA from Eruca vesicaria subsp. sativa (arugula), 1090 nucleotides. Lineage: Eukaryota; Viridiplantae; Streptophyta; Magnoliopsida; Brassicales; Brassicaceae. The record is from the annotation of a GenBank genome assembly.
AUGUCUCCUCCAGCUUUGAUUGAAGAUGGUCUAACCAACAAAUGGAGCAACGACGAGUGGCAGAGUCUCAGAGUUUCUCCCGGAGAAAACCCUAACCCUAACUCUUCUUUCAAUUUCUUGGUGAAGAAUGCGGAUAUGCAGAACCAGCUGACAGUUUCACGCACAUCUGUAAAAGAUGAAAGCUUCAGAAUGGUCUUACCUCUCGCGAUGUCUCCUCCAAGAGACAACGCCGUGCCGCUUCCUGUUCUUCCUGAGCCGAUGAUGAAUUCAAGGAAGAAACUUAGCCACCAAGAAACCAUGUUUUAUGAAGAAGAAGAUUUUAAGUGCGGUGCCUUUUGUUUAUCCUUCCCUGGAUUUGGGAAGCCAAAACCAGUUAGGUCACCAAAAAGCGAAGAUUCUCCUAUAAAGAAGAAAAUGAUCAAAGCAACAUCGUUCUCAAACUCUGCUGUCUCCCUAAGUGCCUCGCUUGAGAAAUUCGAGUGUGGCUCAUUGGCUUCAACGACUGUGGCUAUGGCCAGAGAAAACGGUCGAUUGUACUUCGAUCUACCGGUGGAGAUGAUCAAAUGUGGCCGUGUAAGCAGCGGAGAUGUGCAAGAACCAGUGAGUUUGGGUUUCUUCUUCGACAAGGAAACAGAAAGUCCAGCUUUGAGAAGUGUUCUAAAGACUUCUUUUUCGGUAAGGCAACAAAGGGCUUCGGCUGAGACAUCACCGCAACGCCGUGUUAGGUUUUUGACCACGACCUCGGUUUCAUGCCCGACUUCACCAAGAUCGUGUAUCACCCCGCGGCUGCUUAAAGCUAGAGAUGACUUCAAUGCGUUCUUAGCAGCACAGAACGCGUGAAACCCUAAAAAAGCAGAGCAGUAUAAUAAGACUUAACGAUAAUAUAUGUUCGUAUCUAUGAAUGAGCGGUAUGUAUAUAUCAAUGGAGAGCGAAUAUUUGCGAUUAUUAUUUAGAUUGGAGUCUCUGCCUAACCAUAUUAUGAGCAUCAAAUAUAAGGUUUCUUAGGUCCAAGUCUUUGCGUAAACAGAUCAUUGAAGGAUUAUAAUUUAUAAGUAUGAUAACUCGAAAUUGUUUUUGUAUUGGUACAUU